Molecule: messenger RNA, 978 nt
Organism: Solanum pennellii
Lineage: Eukaryota; Viridiplantae; Streptophyta; Magnoliopsida; Solanales; Solanaceae
Product: transcription factor SRM1-like
Exons: 4
Coding region: 1-978 (325 amino acids)
Source: RefSeq, a predicted model, not a curated record
AUGUUGGAUCCAACAAAUGUAGACAAUGAAUUGGAAAUUCCCGAAUGGAGGGCUUCCCUAGAGGAGGAGUCCAAUAUGAUUAACAAGAAUAAAACACAGGUACUCUUGAAGGAGUUCAAGAUUAAGAUGAAUUUAAAUGGAACACUAAACAAGUACAAAACAAGGCUUGUUGUGAAGGUGUACGCACAACAAUAUGGAAUUUAUUUUCAUGAAACCUUUGCACUAGUUGCAAGGUUCGAUACCAUCAGAUUUCUACUUGCAGUUGCAGCACACCACAAGUGGCAAGUAUUUCAAUUGGAUGUUAAGUUUGCCUUCCUUAAUGGAUCUAAAAAAAAAAGCAUCGAUCAGACAUGCAAUAGCUCCUUCUGGACUAGGGAUGAGGAUAAAAUCUUUGAGAAUACCCUAGCGAUCUACGUUAAUGAUAACAAUCUAUUCAUGAAGAUGGAAGAAGCACUUCCUGGGAAAUCACUUGAUGAUAUCAAGGAUCACUACAAUAUACUCGUAGAAGAUAUAUGUGUCAUCGAUUCUGGGCACGUUCCAUUACCCAAUUAUCCAAAAAUGCAAAGCAAUGGAAACAAAAGUACGAAAGCAUAUAUUGAAUGGCGAAGAGGGACUCAUUGGACAGAAGAGGAACACAGGUUGAUCAUCUCUCGAGGCUUAGGCAAAUAUGGAAAAGGUGACUGGAAGAGUAUAUCUGGGCAUUGUGUGAUAACAAGAACCACAAAAGGGACAGAAGAGAAGGAGCAAAACCAAGCUAUUGAUAUAAUUAGCGUGGAUGCUGAAUUCCGUGGAACUUUUCAAGUUCCAAACACCAUGGACAUGAUUGGACCUGAUUGUGGAGGAUCACAAGAAGUGCCUAACAGUAGCAAUGAGAGCAUGUAUCCUCUAGAAAGCACCAAUGCUGAGCAGAUGACAACAAUUGUUGGGGGCGAGCUAUCAGGUCAGAACACUUUUGUGAAUGUUGGCAGUCCCCCUUGA